Molecule: messenger RNA, 2185 nt
Organism: Xyrauchen texanus (razorback sucker)
Lineage: Eukaryota; Metazoa; Chordata; Actinopteri; Cypriniformes; Catostomidae
Gene: tada3l
Product: transcriptional adaptor 3 (NGG1 homolog, yeast)-like
Exons: 9
Coding region: 88-1377 (429 amino acids)
Biological process (GO): regulation of transcription by RNA polymerase II
Cellular component (GO): SAGA complex
Molecular function (GO): transcription coactivator activity
Source: RefSeq, a predicted model, not a curated record
AUAAUGGUUUAGUCAGUAAUGGAUGCCCUUUCGAGCGAGCUUCACUCAGCCUUCACUUUUAAGAUUUAGGUUCCUGUUACUGAGAAGAUGAGUGAGCUGAAGGACUGUCCCCCUCUGAAGUACUAUGACUUCAAACCUGUGGACCAUGUGAAAGUGUGUCCACGAUACACUGCUGUGCUCAGCCGCUCGGAGGAUGAUGGCAUUGGCAUUGAAGAGCUGGACACACUUCAGCUGGAGCUGGAAACGCUUCUCUCUUCUGCGAGCCGGCGUCUCAGAGCACUGGAAGAACAAAGACAGAUUCUAACAGACUGGCAGGACAAAAAAGGGGACAAAAGGUUGCUGAAAUUGGGGAAAGAUACAGAUCUUUCUGCUUCUUCUCGCCAUUCCAAGCCCAAGAAACAGAAGCUUGAUGGAAAAGGCAGUCAUGCUCCCGGGCCUGGACCAGGCAGACCAAAGUCUAAGAACAUACAAACCAAAGUCCAGGAAUUUGAGUUUGAAGUGGACCCGCAAGACAUACCCCGCAAUCCCAAAAAUGAUGCUCCCAACAGAUUCUGGGCCUCUGUGGAGCCUUACUGUGCGGACAUCACAAAUGAAGAGGUGCGAGUUCUUGAAGAACUGCUCAAACCACCUAAUGAUGAAGCAGAGUACUACAAGAUCCCAGCCCUGGGAAAGCAUUAUUCUCAGCGCUGGGCUCAAGAGGACCUGCUAGAGGAGCAAAGAGAGGGAGCAAGGGCCAAUGACAAGAAGAAAAGCAUGAUGGGUCCUCUUUCUGAACUGGAUGCCAAAGAUGUAGAUGCCCUGCUUAAGAAGUCAGAGUCACAGCAUGAGCCUCCAGAAGACGGCUGUCCUUUUGGCCCUCUUACUCAGCGGCUUCUACAAGCACUUGUUGAGGAAAAUAUUAUAUCCCCUAUGGAGGAUUCACCCAUUCCAGACAUUCCAGGAAAGGACGAUGGGGCUGGUACAUCUCCUCGUAGCCAGGGUAAAGCCUUCAGUGUGCCUCACACACGCUCUCUAGAGGCUCGUAUAAGAGAGGAGCUGGUGUCUCAGGGUUUGCUGGACUUUGAUGAGAGGCAAGGUGUUGGGGGAGAGUCAGAAGAUGAGGUGCUGGCUGAACUGCAGAAAAGACAGUCUGAACUCAAAGCACUUACCAUCCACAAUCGCUCACGCAAGCAAGAUCUUCUCAAGUUGGCACGGGAAGAGAUGAGGAAACAGGAGCUUCGUCAUCGGGUUCGAGUGGCUGAUAACGAGGUUAUGGAGGCCUUCCGUCGCAUUAUGGCAGCCAGGCAAAAGAAACGCACUCCAACAAAAAAAGAGAAAGAUCAGGCUUGGAAAGCAUUGAAAGAGAGAGAAAGUAUUCUCAAACUCUUAGAUGGAUAAAUAUGACUGGCAGCUUUCUUGUGUUGUAUGUUAAUUUGUAUGAUUGUUGGAUAGGGACUGUUCAUACAGACAAUUUCAACACUAACAGUCUGGCACCCAGACUAAAAUCAGAAAUGGUUAUAACGGUAGGCAAAGAACAUGUGAGUGUCAGUGAAUAUUUAAAGGGACAGUUCACCCAAAAAAUAAAAAUUCUCUCAUCAUUUACUCACCAUCAUUCCAUCCCAGAUGUUUAAGACUUUCUUCUGCUGACACAAACUAAGAUUUUAGAAGAAUAGUCAAACACAUAUGGUAUGGCAUGAGGGUGAGUAAAUGAUGAGAAAAUUUACAUUUUUAGAUGAACUAUCCCUUUAAUGUUAUCAUAUUGUACUUAUGUUCAUAUAUUUUUACUGCCUUCUAUCCAAAAUAAGACAGUUAAAAAUAAAGCAAUUUGCCACUAAGGGUUUGCAGUGCCACUGACUAUUGAUGUUGCCAGAACUGUGGCACCUCCAGGUGACCAUAUUUUUUGCCUUUCUGUACAGUUCCCAAAUGGAAGCAAUUACCAUAAUAGAUUGAUAUUGUGUAAACUAUUGUCAUAGUGUUAUUAUUAUUUUGGUUACUGCAUGGGAUAGGGCAAGUACAUGUUAUUUUUGAGUUUCAUAUGAUUGUAAGGAAAUGGAGCUAGUCAAAGUUAUUUUAAGAGAAAAUAUCAAGUUUGUUAUUGGAAAUGAAGUGUAUGUUGUUGUUCAGUCCAUAGUUAGUUAUGUUCACCGUAUCAGACAUGCUGUUCUAAACCAUGACAUUGUUUUUGCAUGUAUGUGUUCAAAUAAAA